Mizuhopecten yessoensis (Yesso scallop) is the source of this 3172-nucleotide messenger RNA. Its product is annotated as cartilage matrix protein-like. NCBI's taxonomy places the organism in Eukaryota, Metazoa, Mollusca, Bivalvia, Pectinida, Pectinidae. The record is from RefSeq and is a predicted model, not a curated record. The transcript has 7 exons. The coding region runs from base 93 to 1967 and encodes 624 amino acids.
UGGUAUAUAUGUAGCCCUGAAACAACUGGCAGGCAGUCAAGCUGAAGACAUAGACUUUCACACACCAGAAACAAACACUCGCGGACUCUAUCAUGGCCAGGAUUAUCAUCAGCCUCCCAGCUCUACUUUGUCUUAUCGGGUUACUCCACUCCACAGAAGGUGCCAACUGUAAUGAAAAGGUAGCCGAUAUAGUUUUCUUACUAGACUCCUCCACAAGCAUAAGAACGGAACAGUUCCAAGAACAACUUCAUUUUGUACAAAAUGUGGCAGACAAUUUUAAGAUCGGCAGCAACAACAUUCAAGUAGGAGCAAUAACCUUUAGCGACGAAACCCUACUCAACUUCCACUUGAACGAACACCAAACGACAGCAGAACUGAAGAGCGCAAUCUCGGAGAUACCGUACAUCGGAGGUGGGACCAACACGGCGAAAGCAAUAGCUUACGCCCGAGAGGAAAUGUUUAAACCGGAACACGGUGGCCGCGCAUGGGCCGCUAAGAUACUGGUGCUUAUUACGGACGGGUUCUUGAACAGAAACCAUUAUGUGGCUGCACAGCAGGAGGCGUACUUUGCAAAACACACCAAUAUAACGAUAAUGGCAAUAGGUGUUGGAAGUGGAGUCCAGGAUAUGGAUUUGGAGGGUCUAGCCAGCACACCCAGGGAGAAGUAUGUGUUCCGUGUGGACGAAUACCAGGCUCUCAAUACUCUCAGGAACGAGCUUUCAAUUAAAACGUGUGAAGGUCCACUCCAGAAAGACCAAUCCAAUGAAAAAAAUCUAGAGCCCGAGAAACAACCCAAAAAGUUCUGCGGUGGUAAACCAGCCGACAUGUACUUCCUCCUGGAUUCCUCCAACAGUAUACAUAUAACCGACUUCGACCGACAGCUUAGAUUUGUCAGUGACAUUGUGGAUAUCUUUGAUAUAUCAGAGUCCCAUACAAGGGUAGGUGUUACUCUAUAUAGUGAUAGAACCCACCCAGUCAUCCCCAUUAACAACGACUUUGACAAGGAUGAACUAAAAUUUCGAGUCCGUAAUUUACAUCGAUUGACCGGAAAUACCAACACCGCUGCUGCCCUGAAAAAUGUAAGAGAAUAUGGUUUCCGUGAUGACAUUGCGAGGUCGGAAGUAGCUCACAUCGUUGUUCUCCUGACGGACGGGAAAUCUACAAACACAUUUAAGACAGAAAGGGAAGCGGAGUUAGCACACAAGGCUGGCAUAUACGUAUUUGCUAUCGGAAUUGGGGAUAUGGCGUCCAUUCCAGAGCUAAUGGCCAUCGCAAGCGACCCCGCCGAGAGCUUCAUGUUCAAGGUCAACAAUUACAACGCCCUUCGCCAUCUGAGAAACAUACUAGCUAUCAAAGCUUGUACAGUCGAAGCUACACAAAAUGACAAGUCUGUCGAAAACAAUUUUGCGUGUGGAACAUAUGGACCACGAGACAUUAUGUUUGUUUUCGAUGGAGUUAGCCUCGGUUUAGAAAAGUCAACCGUCCUUCGGAAGGCUAUCGGUAAAAUAGCAAAGAAUAUGGGUCUGGAGAGUAAACAAGACCAGCGAGUAGGGGUGAUGUCAGAGGUUUAUGCGCACGGCACCGAUUCCAGACUGGCAGAAAUCCGAGAUCAAGAGUCUUUCGAGGAAAGAUUGGACAAUGCCAAGGAAGGAAAACUCAGGACGUUACUUAGAAAACUACGUCAUCACUCCUUUCUACCAAUCAAUGGAGGUCGGUCGAAUGCAGAGCAUGUAGCUGUCCUAUUUUUGGAUAGAAGGUCAGAAAUAACACCACUGGUCAUCCACGAAGCGAUCAGGACAGCUUUUAAAAUCAAGCUGUACGUAGUUGUUGUUGGCGAUGAAGGGUCCGUGCCAGACGCGGACAGGAUGUGCAGUUCUCCACCCGAUCGAUACCUCCUACACGUCCCUACAUAUGCUGAUGUAUCGGCGUCAACCGUAUCUAUCGCCAGGCAGAUAUGUGAUGCAUGAGGUGUGUGACUUUUUGUUUCAAUGGUGCUAAAGCUUCAAACGUGUUUUAAACACAAAACAGUAGUAUUUCAUUCAAUAUCAACGUAUGCAUAAUGUAGUAUUUCAAUGGUUCAAAUUCAAACAAUUUCCCCAUGAAAUCUUGAUUUCAGUUCUUGAUACCACUCUUAUCAAAAUACGUUUCCGAAAGAAGAAAGUGUUUACAAAAUGUUGGCUCUUUAUAUUUGCUUUCACAAUACCAGAAUAGAAGAAGCUUUUUGUAAAACUGUGUAUAUAAGCAGUAGUAAAAUUCAAACUUACGAUUUUGAGUUUGAUUUCGAGACAUUUACAUUUUUAUUACUAUUUUGGCAAAAAUAUCAACGCUCGCAAACAUACCUGAUGUGCAGUAUUAAUAAGCAUUGAAUGUUUCAAACAUUCCAAUCCAUUUGGAUUACUUCUGUGAUAUUUUAUAUUCUGAACAUGCUUUAAUUUAUUCGCGAUGAAUCUCGCUGUAAGUUGGUACAAAUGUGUAUUGUGAAUGGUAAAUGUCUCAAAAUAGGUCAUGUAUAAUAGUGUCUUCCGUCGAAAAGCAGUGAAUGUUGUUGUGAACGAGAGUCAUAUGUGUGUUCAGUAUACUACCGUGCUCUACUUAUCGUGUCUGCUGAAUUCAGCACCGACUUAAUCUCAACGACGACCAUCAAAUACAUUAUUAUGCAAAUAAUACACACUUUAACAGGUGAUGAUUAAAUUAAUAUUUACAUUCAUAAUAGCCACGUGCUGCUUUUCGUACUUUCUCAUACACGAUCUGUAGAGCAUGAACGGGUCACUAGUGUUAAUUCGGAGAAAACGGGUUGCUUCUCGCUUAGUUAGUUCUUGCCUAUUAACAUAAUAAACAUUGUAUGCAGAUAUUCUGUAUCUAUAAACAUUAAUUUGUUUUUUCAAAUUGUUUUAUAUUUAAGUGUAUGUAAGUAAUGGUUGUGUUUAACAUAGGAACAUGCUUUUUAUAUUAUUGAAACUUUCAAUCUUUGAAAUCCGUUAUGAAGGGAUGGGUAUUUAUGAAAAGAAAUGAUUUUUUUGUGAUGUUGUGAAAUCCAGUUAUUUUAUACUUUUCUACAACACGUUUAAGUUUUUGAUUAAUUUGACGCAUGGCUGUAAUAGUAAUGCUGAUACAUGUGUGUACAACAGCUUUAGUUUUGUGUGAAGUAAAUAAAUAAAAUAUUCUGAAAGAA